This is a messenger RNA of Rotaria sp. Silwood1, 4233 nucleotides long. The record is from the annotation of a GenBank genome assembly. Lineage: Eukaryota; Metazoa; Rotifera; Eurotatoria; Philodinida; Philodinidae.
AUGUUCUUUGACAACUGUACCAUACCAUGGUUCGGACCUAACUGUCGUUUUACAUUCGAUUCAAUUACAGAAAAAUCAUUUAAUGAAUUUGUUACAAUCUAUUUUCAUUCGAAACCACAAAUUAAGACUGGUGCGAAAAUAACUUGUUAUAAAUAUCUUCCUACUUGUGAAACAUCAUUAUUAUGUUUGGAUUGGCGUGAAAUUUGUGACAGAAAAAUCGAUUGUCUUGAUGGAUCAGACGAAUUUCAUUGUUGGCAACUUGAACUGAAUGAAUGUACUGAUAAUGAAUAUCGAUGUCAUAAUGGUCAAUGUAUUCCAAUAGAAUUUUUUCAUGAUAUUUCACUCAAUCCAGAUUGUUUAGAUCGAACAGAUGAGCCUAGAGUUGCGUAUUAUCCUGAUCUUUGUCACCGUGAUCCUACUUUUCGAUGUGAAGAACAUACAUGUCGACCCGGAAUCUAUGAAUUUCCAUGUGGUGAUGGACAAUGUUCAACAAAAUUCGAUUUAACAUGUCAGAAUGGUCGUGAUAAUAAUCUGGUUAAUAAUUCAUGUUCAAAUGCUGCUCAUUGUCGUAUAGAAUUUUAUAAUUCCUAUGACAAUAUGUGGUGUCAAGAAUUUUGUAGUGAAAUCGAUUGUGUCGAAGAAUAUUGUUCACCAUUAUUGAAUUUUUCUACUCUAAGUUUAUUUAGACAUGUUCAACUUUUGUUCAAUAGUAGUCAAUUUACUAUAGAACCCCAUCAUAUCUCAUUACCUAUUUAUGUAUGCUAUGAUGAAAAACUUUGUCGAGAUUUUCUUCCAGCUACAAUCGAUUUGAACAGUUCAUCUUGUCGUUAUUUUCAUGAAUUAGAAUUUAAUAAAGUGAACACAUUUUUUUCGCUCUUGGAAAAUAUUAAUAAUCUAUUUCGCACAUGUUUAAUAGUACUAAAUGAAACACAUUAUUGCAAUCAUUCAAAUAUGUAUCAAUGUAAAAAUUCAACAAAAUGUAUUUCAAAAUAUCGUCUACUUGAUAGAAUUCAAGAUUGUCCAUUAAAUGAUGAUGAAACAUUUACUGAAAAUUGCUCUUUGCCUGAUGUUGGUCGUCGUUUUUCGUGUUCCAUUGAAUCCUAUAGAACAUGUUUAGCACCAUUAAUCAUAAAAAAUGGAAAAAUAGAUUGUGAUAAUGGUGAAGACGAACGUGGACAUGAAGAAAAAUUAAUAGAAAAACAUAUUUAUUUUCAAACAAUAUGCGAUGGUAAAAUAGACUUAUUACCAGUACUUAUCGAUGGACAAUAUCAAACUGAUGAAACAGAAUGUGAUUCUUGGUUAUGCAACAAUACCUAUAGUAGAUGUGAUCGAUUUUGGUUGUGUAAAAAUGGUGCUGAUGAAAUCAAUUGUCCAUCUUCUAAUUGUUCUGAAUAUGAACAUAGUUGUGUCUUUCCAAAUGAUACAUCUAAAGUAUCAUGUUUACCAAUCCAUCAGGUGGAUGAUAAUAUUAUUCAUUGUAUAGGUGCGACAGAUGAAAGAUAUCUUAAUAUAUACGAUGAUGUGUGUAGUUUCCAGUAUCUGUUCAAAUGUUGGAAUGAUUCAAAGUUUAUUAAAGCAGACGAGUUUUGUGAUCGAAAUACACAAUGCCCAUUUGGUGACGAUGAAACAUUUUGUACGCCCCAUAGAAAUUUUACUCGUUUAAUUUGUUAUGGUUUGGAAUCAUUCCUUCGAAAUAAAGUCGAAAGUUUCUUUUGUUAUAAUUUUGAGAUUGUGAAACGAUCAAACGCCACCUACUUCAAACUAGUUAGCAUGCCGAUUUAUUCAAAACAAUCCAUAACGGAUCGAGUUUCAUCAGAACCAUCUAUGCAAACAACAACACAAUCAGUUCGAACUGAUCCAUUAGUCAGUCUUAGUCUAGUGGAUAAAUGGCAAUGUAAUCGUGGACUUCCAAUACGUAUUAGAAUGGAUGAUAUUGAUAAUAAAACGUAUUGUUUUUGUCCACCGAGUUACUAUGGAAACUUAUGUCAAUAUCAAAAUCAACGUGUUAGUCUUACAAUUCAAGUACGAGCUACAUCAGAUUGGCGUCAAGUAUUUAGUUUUAUUAUAAUUCUAAUUGAUGAUAAUGAAAUCAUUCAAUCACAUGAUCAUAUUGAAUAUUUACCUAUUCGAGAUUGUGAUACGAAAUUUAAUGUCUAUUUAUUAUAUUCAACUCGACCAAAAAAUAUAUCAAAAAAUUACUUUAUUCGAAUUCAUGCAUACAAUAAAUUAUCAUUAAAAUAUCGAGCUAGUUGGAUUUUUCCACUUGAAUUUUCAUUUCUACCAGUUCAUCGUCUAUCGGUUCUACUCAUAGUACCCAUUUUAGAUGUCGAACCAAUUCAAACAUGUACACAAUCAUGUAUUCAUGGUCAAUGCUACAAUUAUAUCAAUGAUCAAAAUUCAAAAUUUUGUCGAUGUAACUCGGGAUGGUCAGGUGUUCAAUGUAAUAUAGAAUACAAGUGUGAUUGUGCAAAUAAUUCACUUUGUAUUGAUAGAUCUAUUUGUGUUUGUCCUCUUGGACGAUUUGGUUCUCGAUGUUAUCUAUAUCAAUCGUCAUGCCAAUUGAAACCAUGUAUCAAUAAUGGUCAAUGUGUACCUAGUGAUGAGCGUUAUAUAUCAACACAAAUAAACAAAUCUAUGUGUAUUUGUUCUGAAGAAUAUUUUGGUAAUCAAUGUGAACAUCAACAGACUCGAAUUGAUAUUUCAUUUCAUAAUGAAUUAAUAAGUCCAUCAUCAUUACUUGUGCAUUUCAUCACAGUUUCAAAUCAAGCACAUCCAAUCCGAUCAAGUAUAAUGAAAAAAAUUUCAUGGGAUCAACAUACAGUGACACUUUAUACAUUAAUUCAAUUUCAUAUCGCUUUUGCAGAAAUAUUCAAUAAUUAUUAUUUAAUUAUUCUCAGAGAACAAAUCAUUGUUUCAGCCGUUAUAUCUACGCAAAUUAUGCCAUCUCAUCGAUGUCUCUCUAUUCAUGAAUUAUUUAAUAAAACACUUGUUAAUCAACAUUUAUUACGACGCAUUAAAUACUAUCAUAUUCCAUGUCAAACGCAACUUGAUCUUGUUUGUUUCUAUGACGAUAUUCAUUUGUGUUUAUGCGAUGUUUUUCGACGAAGUAAUUGUUUCGAAUUCGAUCAUAAUAUGACUUAUGAUUGUCGAGGAUAUAAUUUAUGUGAAAAUGGAGGUCAUUGUUUUUCAGAUGUUCCAAAAUGUCCAACAUCGACAGUGUGCGUUUGUCAAGAUUGUUAUUAUGGUUCAAGAUGUCAAUUUUCAACUAAAGGAUCAAUUCUUUCAUUAGAUACAAUAUUUGGAUAUCAAAUUCGUCCUAAUGUUAACAUUAGUAGACAACCAUACGUUGUCAAAAUCGUACUUGCUGCAACCGUGUUCAUAUUCAUAUUAGGUAUCAUAAAUAGUCUUCUCUCAUUUCUAACUUUUCAAAGAAAAAAUUCUCGAACUGUUGGCUGUGGUAUCUAUUUAUUUGUAUCCUCCAUCACAUCAAUAAUUAUGUUGUGUAUAUUAAUAUUUAAAGUCUGGUUGCUCUUAAUGUUACAAAUUGGUUCAAUAAAAAAUCGUAUGUUCAUGUAUAUUCAAUGUAUGUGUAUUGAUUUUCUUCUUCGAUGUCUACUCAGCAUUAAUGAUUGGCUAUGUGCUUGGAUAGCUGUUGAACGAGCAGUAAAUAUUUUUCAAGGAAUUCAUUUCAAUAAAGUCAAAAGUAAACAAAAUGCUAAAUGGAUAAUUUGGAUUACUUUUCUGUUCAAUAUUAUUUCACAUAUACAUGAUCCAAUGCAUCGCUAUCUUGUCGAUGAUCUAGACGAACAACGUACAUGGUGUAUGACUAAAUUUUCAUCUUUAUUACAAAUGUAUGACUGGUACAUGAAUAUUUUUCAUUUUUCUAUUCCAUUCUCGAUUAAUUUUAUAUCAACAAUAAUUAUUAUUAUAUUUUCAACUCGUAUUCGUUCGGCUACUCAACAAAAACACACCUACAUACAACUUUUACGUGAACAAAUCCAACAAUAUAAACAUUUAAUUAUUUCACCAUCUAUACUUGUUCUAAUUGGUGUACCACGUCUAAUUAUUUCAUUUUUAUUUGGAUGUAUGAAAACAGCUCGAAAUUCUUGGUUCUAUUUAAUUGGAUAUCUUAUAUCGUUCAUUCCGACAAUGUUAACAUUUUUCUUAUUUGUUCUACCAUCGGAAAUAUACAAGAAAGAAUUAAUUAACUCAAUCAAACACUUCUGGUCAUGA